Molecule: messenger RNA, 1379 nt
Organism: Oryza sativa Japonica Group (Japanese rice)
Lineage: Eukaryota; Viridiplantae; Streptophyta; Magnoliopsida; Poales; Poaceae
Source: RefSeq, a predicted model, not a curated record
CUCACAAUCCAGCCUCCUACCUAGUGGCUGGCCCAGAAGUCGAUCGAUCGAUCGUGACGGCGACGGCGCGAGCCACGACCAUGGCCAGGACGAUGACGAUGAGGGUUUCUUCGCUCCUUGUCGCCGUGGUCCUCCUCGCCGCGCUCUCGUUCCAGGCGUGCAGCGGCCAUGGCGGCAUCAACGACGGCGACGGGCAGGUCGACGCCCCGGCAACGCCUGCGUCGUCGUCCGGCGUGCGGUCCAAGGGGCUGAUCGCCGUGAAGGUGUGGUGCCUGGUGAUCCUGCUGGUGUUCACCUUCGCCGGCGGCGUCUCCCCCUACUUCUACCGGUGGAACGAGAGCUUCCUCCUCCUCGGCACCCAGUUCGCCGCCGGCGUCUUCCUCGGCACCGCGCUGAUGCACUUCCUCGCCGACUCCACCUCCACCUUCAAGGGCCUCACUACCAACCAGUACCCGUUCUCCUUCAUGCUCACCUGCGUCGGCUUCCUGCUCACCAUGCUCAGCGACCUCGUCAUCGCCGCCGUCGCGCGGAGGAGCGCCGCCGCCGGCGUUAGCGACAACCAGGUCAGUGAGCAGCAGCAGCGGCAGCAAGCCGAGGGGGCGGUGAUGAGCCGCAAGGAGGAGGAGGCGGCGGCGGUGGCGCACCCGGCGAUGCUGGUGAGGACAUCGUCGUUCGAGGACGCCGUGCUGCUCAUCGUCGCGCUCUGUUUCCACUCCGUCUUUGAAGGGAUCGCCAUUGGUGUCUCAGCGAGCAAGAGCGAGGCGUGGAGGAACCUGUGGACGAUCGGGCUGCACAAGAUAUUCGCGGCGGUGGCGAUGGGAAUCGCGCUGCUCCGGAUGAUCCCCAAGCGCCCCUUCCUCAUGACCGUCGUCUACUCCCUCGCCUUCGCCGUCUCCAGCCCCGUCGGCGUCGGCAUCGGCAUCGCCAUCGACGCCACCUCCCAGGGCCGCGCCGCCGACUGGACCUACGCCAUCUCCAUGGGCCUCGCCACCGGCGUCUUCAUCUACGUCGCCAUCAACCACCUCAUCGCCAAGGGCUACCGCCCCCACCACCCCACCGCCGCCGACAAGCCGCUCUUCAAGUUCCUCGCCGUCCUCCUCGGCGUCGCCGUCAUGGCUGUCGUCAUGAUCUGGGACUGAUCCAUCCAUCCUAGUAUUACACUGCUUCAUUUCUUCAAUUCCUGCGCCCAUGUAUGUAUGCUUAAUUUGGCUUGUUUAAUUAACUGUAUGUACACAUGCUGCAUGCAUGUUCGAUUUCUAUCACCCCAUUCAUUAAUCGUGGCCGAAACAGUUCAUGUCCACUAAUGAUUGCUGUAUCUAUCUACAUAUAUCAAACCGUGAAUAAAAGUUGUUAUAAAACGUACUGUUGGUUUCGUUGGA